This is a messenger RNA of Racocetra persica, 340 nucleotides long. NCBI's taxonomy places the organism in Eukaryota, Fungi, Glomeromycota, Glomeromycetes, Diversisporales, Gigasporaceae. The record is from the annotation of a GenBank genome assembly.
AUGUCUGCAUCUUUAGACCAGACGCUCACUAUAAAUCGGAGUCAGUCGAAACGAAAGAAACAUACUAAUACAAACCGUGGUGAUACUGGUGAAGUUUUUAAUGAUGAGUGGGAGGACGUUGUGCUUGGUCCUAAAAAGCGAUUAUUACAGCCUGUCGGCGUUAACUUUGAAUCAUUGCCACAAAAUGCAUAUGAAUUUGUAAAAAUAAAAUCAGAUGAUUUAGAAAUACUAGAUGAAAACAUAGGAAGAACUUAUCUUCCGCAUUUGCAAGACCCAUUUUCUAUCGUAUUGACAAAUUCUGAUCCAAUUCGGGUUUCUCAAUUUGAAUCAUGUUCAUUGA